AUGACACAGUACGUCUUCGAGAUGGCGAUGACUUGCGGCGGAUGCGCCAACGCCGCUCGGCGAGUUCUUGGAAAACUAGGAGAAGACAAGGUGAAAAUCGACGAUAUCAACGUGGAGACGAAGAAGAUCACCGUCACCACGGAUCUUCCCGCAUCUGAAGUGCUCGAGGCGCUGAAAAAGACUGGAAAGGAAAUCAAGCAAUUGGCCUAA
Caenorhabditis briggsae is the source of this 210-nucleotide messenger RNA. It is a transcript of the gene Cbr-cuc-1, whose product is annotated as Protein CBR-CUC-1. Gene Ontology annotation, molecular function: metal ion binding; copper chaperone activity. Gene Ontology annotation, biological process: copper ion transport. The coding region runs from base 1 to 210 and encodes 69 amino acids. The record is from RefSeq and is a predicted model, not a curated record. Gene Ontology annotation, cellular component: cytosol. NCBI's taxonomy places the organism in Eukaryota, Metazoa, Nematoda, Chromadorea, Rhabditida, Rhabditidae. The transcript has 3 exons.